Messenger RNA from Penicillium coprophilum, 456 nucleotides. RefSeq lists its product as uncharacterized. The record is from RefSeq and is a predicted model, not a curated record. The transcript is spliced from 2 exons. NCBI's taxonomy places the organism in Eukaryota, Fungi, Ascomycota, Eurotiomycetes, Eurotiales, Aspergillaceae. Bases 1 to 456 code for a protein of 151 amino acids.
AUGGCUUCCAUAUAUCGAAAAUCCGCGUCCGUGACUAACAGCCAGUUAACGAGAUUGCAGUCUAAUCGCCUGAAGAACGCGAGCGACCACUUUGUCUAUCAGCCUCUGGGCAUGAGCUUUGAUGAAUUCCAGAGCUUAUGCCCUGGCAACAAGUUACCUCAUGACCUGCUCCAAAAGAGUGUCCAGCUUACUUUGAUCUCUUUAGUCUUUGUACAUGGAAAUGAUGUUGUACAUACCGGUGAGCUCUAUUUACUGAAGCUCAGUACAAAAUUGACUAAUUUAUUUCGAAAAAUUUCAACAAGCAAUAUACUUCAAGAAAUCGAAGAUAUCUCGGCUCUCCCUCAGCGGAAAACUAUAAGCCACCUGAGGGGAUCGCUGAAAAGAUCACCCAAGAGAAAGCUAUGUGAUACAUCAUCAGGCCCCAAAGAUUCUUGGCUCCAUUGUUAUUCCGGGUAA